Molecule: messenger RNA, 1385 nt
Organism: Rhodotorula graminis WP1
Lineage: Eukaryota; Fungi; Basidiomycota; Microbotryomycetes; Sporidiobolales; Sporidiobolaceae
Exons: 6
Coding region: 1-1278 (425 amino acids)
Source: RefSeq, a predicted model, not a curated record
AUGCCGCACUUGGACGACGAGCACGACCCGUUCUGGCCAGGCGCUCGCGCUGGGCAGCUGCCGCCGCCGCCGCCACCGCCGCCGCACUUCGGUCGCCAUCGAGUCGACGCCGCCGUCGUCGAGAGCCCCGAGCUCGUCACGAGCGAAGGCGGUGCGGGUCAAGUGGCAGCAGCCUGCGUCUUUCAGAAGGCGACGAUCGACUUUGUGCAACGAGCGUCCCAGCACCGCAAAGCUCUCGAAAUGCCGCCGCACCACGCCAACAUCGCUCUCUUUGCCCUCGGUUCGGUUGGCGCCGUCGUUCGUGCAUCCGCCGCCAGGAUCGCCGUCUGGGACCUGCACGAGCUUGUCGACGAGGCGCUGGUCGCCGUCGGCCUUCCGGCGCACCUUCAGCCCAUCGAGUUCAUCGUCGAGCUGCCGUCGCGCCUGUCGCUGCAAGGGUUCGAGGACGUCGUCGGCGACGCCAUCUAUAGCAGCUUCGAGCGCUACGACCCGCAGCACCUUCCGCCUCACCGACUCGGUCAGCUCCUCGUUCCUCGCUACCACGGGCCGCAGCAGUUCCCCAACCGGGCAGCCUUCCCGCAGCCGCCAGCCACAUCCUCCUGGAGCUUGCCGCUCGUCCACCACCGCCUCGUCCUGCGGCCGCACCCGGGCAUUCCGCUCGGCGCCAUGCACGUUGUCGAGUUCCUCAUCCCGCCGUCGGGCCCUCUCGCCCACGCCGUCCAGAGCCCGGACAACUACGUCAAGCUUCGCGCCGCACCAGCUCACGUCGACCUCGCGUACCAGCUCGUGCGCAUGUGGAGCGCCGACGACCGCCUCUCGCCGCUGUACACCGCGCACAACCCGGCCGUGGUUGCCGUCGCCGCGUUGAACUGCAUGGUGAUGUACGAGGUCCAGGCCUUCACCGCCAUGGUGAAUGCCGCGACGGGGAGCCCUAUGUACAGCAGCGAGCUCCUGUCGUGCCAGCUCGCCGGGUUCGGCGCCUUUGCCGAGGAGCUCUUUGCCCCGCCAUCGCCGUCCUUCGCCGGCGCGCUUGUCGGACACCACGAUGUCUUCCGCGACUGGCUCAUCCGGAGGUUCGGCGCGACGGCGAGUCGAACGGCGUGCGCCAAGCAGUGCGUCGAGGUCCUCGCACCGUACUGGCCGUCGAUCCGCGACGCCCCGGCCGGCGAGGCGCGAGCGAGCCGCGAGCGACAAGUCGAGGGCCUUUUUGCCCAAGCGUUCCACAGCAUCCACCGCCUCGCCUUCCCGCAGGCCUUCCCGCCCGAGCAGUUUGUCUGAGCGCGAGCCGAGCAGCGGGUCGUCCUUUGGCCCUGUGGCCAGACCUUUCGUACUUCCUCCCUUUUCUUCGACUGCCAACCUCUCUAUUCCGAGUCGCAUCCUCUGCU